This is a messenger RNA of Gongylonema pulchrum, 384 nucleotides long. Lineage: Eukaryota; Metazoa; Nematoda; Chromadorea; Rhabditida; Gongylonematidae. The record is from the annotation of a GenBank genome assembly.
AUGACCGAAGAUCUCAUCGACGAUCGAAAAAUUCGAAAUGACGAAGACGAUGUGGCGCCCUGCCGAAAAGAAGAAAGUAGAUUGGAAAGAAUGGUAAAUGAAACAAGUCCAACACCGAGCGUAUCGUUUGCCGGUGGUUGCGGUAGCAGCUCAUCUAGGCGGAAAAACGCUCUUCCACAGCGGCAACCAGUAGGCGUCGACGAUGAAGAAGGCACUCCUCAAAUUGAGCAAAAUGAAAUGGUGGGAGAAGAAACAGUCGCAAAUGAAGCGUUAGAGCAGCAGAUCGAAACAACAGCGGCCAGUGAAGCUCCAAAAAAUGUAUUAGCUGCAAGUCUUGCUACUAGUAUCAAUCCACAGGUGAGGCCUCUAUUUAUUUGUUACUAA